GCACGCAUGUGCCGUGAACCCGGAUGUAUGAGGACUUGUUUGAAUAAAGAACAAAAGCAACGGGCUAGAAAUACAGCAAGACUGUCGUUAAAAAGUAAAGGAAUCUGCUGCCAGUCCGGGUAAAGUACAAGUGCUCGUUUUAGAUGAUUGAUUACAGGAACUCACAAGUGGGAGUUUUUGCGUUUUAAUGCAUCUGUUUUUAUUCACGCAAACGAGGUUGCCAUACCAAUGCAUGAACAGCCUAUAAAUACAACACUGUAGCUUUGUUUGUACUGCUGCAAUGCAUCUGAUUCACGUUUACGGUAAAAAGUACGAACGCGGCAGCAACUGGUCAGAGCCGGAGGUCCUGGAGCUGCUGCAGAUCUGGUCGGACGUUCCUGUCCAAACCGAACUAGUGACCUGUCUGAGAAACCAGCAUGUGUUCAACAGGAUCGCCAGCACCCUGCGGCAGAAGGGCAUCAACCGGACCGGGGACCAGUGCCGGGAGAAGAUCAAAAAGUUGAAGCUGGAGUACAAGCAGAAGACCCUGCGAUCCGCGCGGUAUUACGAGCUCAUGGAGCGGGCGCAGAGUAACCGAUCCGCCGCCACCUCGGGCUCCACUCUGCCUUUAUGGGGCGGUGCGACGGGGAACCAGGUGAUCGGACAGCAGGGGUCAGAGGCUCCCGGGCACCCAUCCAGAGCCGUCGAGAUGCUGGAGAUCAAGACGGAGGUGAUGAGCUCGGACGAUGAAGCGGCUCAGCCUGAGAUGCUGUAUGAGUUUGGACCUGUUGAUGAAGAAGAGGAGGCCGGCGGGGAACACAAACAAGCCGGGCAAAACGCGGAGGAGAGCGCGGAGAUGGACGGAGAGCAGGGAAACGCGCAUGUCAUCUGUUCCCCAUCAGAUUGCAGUGAUCAGAACAUGACGGGCUCCUCCGGUGCGGGUGUAUCUCCGGCCACAGCGCCUAUGGCGAUGAGAGACGGAGGUAACCAUUGCGACCAAGAAGGGGUUUCCGGAUCCUUCCAUCAGAGGAAGCGGCGUCGGGUGGUUCGCCCGAAUGACGGGGUGUUGUCCAGCGCUCUGGCCGGGUAUCUAAGCUGGCAGCAGACAGCAGAAGAGCGCUUCCUCGCUCUGGAGGAAGCCCGUAUGAGACAGGAAGCUCGGGCUGAGGAACGGAGGGAGCAGCAGGAGGAAAGACGUGCCAAACAAGAGCGAGAUCAUGAGUUUCGUCUUAUGUCCAUGUUGACCAGAGUCCUGAACUCCACACGCGGAACUGAAGACCAGAGCGCCAGCACCAGCAGGGAAACUGUCCCCGUGCCUAGCUCCUUGCAAACCUUGUUGCCACAUUUGUUACCCAAUAGUGCCAAAGCUGUUCCCAGCAUGCUCUGGGGGGAUCAGACGCCCCAGUAUAACCCGUACCUAUCUCGACGUGGAAACGGUAUGCGGAUACAUCAGGGAAUCCUGCAGGAAGGAUACAACCAGUAUCACGCCAACAAACACGACGAGAAGUCAAACCCUCAUGGAAUAAUAAACUUGGGAACCAGUGAAAACAAGUUAUGCUUUGAUCUCUUGCAGAAGAGGCUAACGCGACCUGACAUGCUAAACAUUGAACCCGCUUUCUUACAAUACCCUGAUUGGAAAGGCCACAGUUUCCUUCGAGAGGAAGUUGCUAAGUUCCUUUCAGACUACUGCUGUUCUCCCAAACCUCUAAAACCCGAAAAUGUUGUUGUUAUGAAUGGCUGUGGGUCUCUGUUUUCAGCUUUGGCAGCUACUUUAUGUGACCCAGAAGAUGCAAUUCUCAUCCCGUCUCCCUUCUACGGUGUGAUAACGGAGGAUGUUGACUUGUAUAGCAGCGUCAAACUACAUCAUGUGCCACUGUACAGUCAGCCCACGGGAAGUGAUGUCAGACCAUUCCAGCUUACCGUUGACAAACUGGAAAACUCUCUUAAAGAUGCCAAAAAAGAGGGAUUGAACGUCAAAGCUCUUAUCCUGUUAAACCCCCACAAUCCCCUGGGAGAAGUGUACUCAUCUGAAGAGAUGACCGGCUUUUUACAGUUUGCCAAAAUGCACCAGCUUCAUGCGAUCGUGGAUGAGAUUUACAUGCUGUCUGUGUUCAGCAAGAAGCACACGUUUCGCAGUGUUCUCAGCUUGGAUGGGUUGCCAGAUCCCCAGAGAACCCAUGUUAUGUGGGGCGUCAGUAAAGACUUUGCCAUGGCAGGGAUGCGAGUUGGCACGAUUUACUCUGAGAACAAGGAUUUGGUUCAGGCUCUGGAUCAGCUGGGCUGCUUCCAUGGAGUCCCAGGACCCACACAGUACCAGAUGGCCCAGCUUCUCCGAGACAGAGACUGGCUGAAUAGCGAGUUCUUCCCGGAGAACAAACGCAGACUAAAAGAAUCUCACAAGUAUCUGACAGAAGAGCUGAAGAAGCUGGACAUCCCGUUCCUCCACAGGGGCGCAGGCUUUUUCAUCUGGGCUGACCUGAGCAAGUUUCUGAAGGAGAAGACGUUUGCCGAGGAGCUGUGUGUGUGGAGGUGUUUCCUCAAGCACAGGCUCCUGCUGAGCUGCGGUCAGGCCUUCAGCUGUGCGUCUCCAGGCUGGUUCAGGAUCAUCUUCACUGAUCAGCAGCACAAACUACAGCUAGGUGUGCAGAGAAUGAAAACCGCUUUAGAAGAGCUCCGGAGCUCUUUAGUGCCAGAGACUCUACGGACGACAGCAGUCGAGCAGAAAACCAGCACUGGAAAAGCAACAAGAGCAGACACAAAAACAACAGAUGAGUGCAAAGAGCAGACACUGAAGAGCUCGAGCGCUCAAACCAAACUUGAAAAUACUCACAUUAAAACAGAGCCUCUUUCAUUGGCUGAUGAGAACUUUGCCGUUCUUAAUGGCCAAUCAGACAUGCGCUCUGAGAGUCUAGACACUUUGAUUGGUGCUCUGCAGAAGCAGAUCCACUCCUCUGAUUGGCUGGAGAAGCACAGGCCUGAAUUAGCUGCUGGAGUCGACCCAACACAAUUGGAGGUUUUCACAGACUUGCUGGAAAAAGCCAGAAAAUAGACUUCAAUAUUUUUAAUGAUAUGUACAGUUUAAAAGCAGAGUCUCUUAAUUGCAGAAGCGACACUACUGCAUCCCCUGUAAUUAGAGAUUGAAGCAGAAUUACGGAGUCACCGCCGCAGCAGUACAUGGAAGUGUUGUUAUUGUUGGAUGUUUUUUUUUGUACUUUAAUUAUAACCCAGGGUGUCACAGUAAUUGGAGACUGCCCCUUUAAUUGCGCUCAGAUCAGAUUUUAAAUAUCCAGUUUAUUGUCUUUGAUUAUUUAAGAAGCAGAAUGUACGGAAUUAAUGUAACGUUUAUAAAUGUCGAACUUUGUAUAAUGAAAGUAUUUUGUAAUUUUUUGCGAAACCUUCAAUGUACUUUUUUAUUCGUAUUUGCUGCAUAAAUAAAAAAGGAUGUUAUUUUAAUCAUUAAAACAAGAUGAAUUUAGUUAAAUGAUAGUUCAACAGUGAGCUGUUCAUUUGCUAACACUAAAGCCAUUAAUACAAAACAAUUAAGUUUAACCUUAAGUUUGAGCGGCAAAAAUCUGUUGCAGCUUUGUACAGAGACUUUUAUUGAAUAAAAUAAAAUAAGACAUCAACUAAAUA
Danio aesculapii is the source of this 3612-nucleotide messenger RNA. It is a transcript of the gene accs, whose product is annotated as 1-aminocyclopropane-1-carboxylate synthase homolog (Arabidopsis)(non-functional). The coding region runs from base 281 to 3028 and encodes 915 amino acids. The transcript is spliced from 15 exons. The record is from RefSeq and is a predicted model, not a curated record. Gene Ontology annotation, molecular function: transaminase activity; pyridoxal phosphate binding. Gene Ontology annotation, biological process: amino acid metabolic process; biosynthetic process. Lineage: Eukaryota; Metazoa; Chordata; Actinopteri; Cypriniformes; Danionidae.